Molecule: messenger RNA, 745 nt
Organism: Tupaia belangeri chinensis (Chinese tree shrew)
Lineage: Eukaryota; Metazoa; Chordata; Mammalia; Scandentia; Tupaiidae
Gene: SSPN
Product: sarcospan
Exons: 3
Coding region: 119-541 (140 amino acids)
Cellular component (GO): dystrophin-associated glycoprotein complex; sarcolemma
Source: RefSeq, a predicted model, not a curated record
UUCAGGGGGCUUCCUUUCCUGGCUGAGAAGGGUCUUCCUGAGCAGAGCUCUCCGAGUUCCCCGGCUCGCGGGGGCCGGCGAAGGGCAGGUCUGUUUGGUGGCCUACCUUGGCUUGUUUAUGCUCUGUGUCUCGUAUCAAGUCGAUGAACGAACAUGCAUCCAGUUUUCUAUGAAACUGUUGUACUUCAUGCUGAGCGCCCUGGGCCUGAUGGUGUGUGUGCUGGCUGUGGCCUUUGCUGCCCACCACUUCUCGCAGCUGGCGCAGUUGACCUGUGAGACCACACCUGACUCCUGCCAGUGCAAACUGCCCUCCUCUGAGCCUCUCAGCAGGACCUUUGUUUACCGGGAUGUGACUGACUGUACCAGCGUCACUGGCACUUUCAAACUGUUUCUGCUCAUCCAGAUGAUCCUCAACUUGGUCGGCGGCCUGGUGUGCUUGUUGGCCUGCUUUGUGAUGUGGAAACAUAGGUACCAGGUCUUUUAUGUGGGUGUCAGGAUGUGCGCCCUAACAACUUCCGAGGGCCAGCAGCAAAAGGUCUAACAUUUUUGCUCAGAGUCAGGAGAGAAAACAGCACGCUGACUAGCUGAGCUUUAAAAAAAAAAUACUUUUUUUAAUCGAAGAAUGAAAAAAAGAACACCCACUUUUGACAAUAAACGAUAUUCACUGCUCUAAAUGAUUAUUUUUCUAUUUUUCAAGAACCAGAAGAGCAUUUCUCCAGGUUUUCUAUUAUUUUUGAAAACACUU